Amoebophrya sp. A25 is the source of this 1489-nucleotide messenger RNA. The record is from the annotation of a GenBank genome assembly. NCBI's taxonomy places the organism in Eukaryota, Dinophyceae, Syndiniales, Amoebophryaceae.
CUUAGGUACUAGUUCUUUAGUUUUAACUAUAAUACGGAGCGAACACAUGACAAAAUUCCUUGUGCUUCUGAGUGAGAGCGACCACCACAUUACAUAGAAACGAUAGAAAAAAUGAUGUCGGCUGCACUGCUUUUUGCUUGCUUCGGUUGCACUUGCUAGCUUGGCCAGUGGCGAGAAUCUUCUAUUGUCUGUCGCAAGUUCCAGAUUUUACCGUCAAGAUGCCUGGUUUUACAGCGCAUCCAAAUGUGAAUCCCGCUGUGGAUCGUCCUCCCGAUUCAGCGGCUACUUGCGACUACUUACCUACUUAUGUGUAGCGAUACAGAGAUGUAAGCUAUCAACAGCCGCAUAUGCACAAAACGACGUUGGUUUAUAGUUUUUUUCCUCCAAUUUGGCCACCCUGUUCUACUUUCGGUGUGGAAGCACAGGUGGAUGAAUUUUGCCGCACACACAAGGGGGCUUGCAAUGACGAGGGUGCCAGUUUUCAGAUCCUCUUGCGUGCAAGUAAGAAGGAGGUGAUGGCGUGCUAUGAUCUAGGACAGAUCUAUGUGAUUGGUGAUGGAGAUUUAGCCAGCUUGGAAGAUGGGCAGGAACCAAAACUAGUCGCUUGCAGAGACUUCGUCAACACGACCUUGCAGAAGAUCAUGGAACUCUCUUUGCGUUUGAGGUGAUAUAUUCCGAGGCCUUCGAAAAGGAUGAACGUACAGCGAAGCGAAAACGUCACUUUGAUGGAAGGAGCCGUUGCUGGAAUCUUCAUUGGGACGCUUCGGGUAAUCAUUGCUGUUCAUCAAAAAAAAUAUCUGAAUCCUAGGUAUCUGCCACAAUAUUUUAUCUAGUACAACUUCAGAACCAUCGUACUUUCUCUAGGUUCUCCUGCAGUACAUGUCUGGACCCUCUUGGGCAGGAGAAAUCGAUGAGACGACUGCCGAUGUGGAUCGCUUGGAGGCCACCGUGUGUGUCCUGUUUGGAAGGAGGAUGUCUAGGAUACCUAAUUCCAGUCGAGAAGUGAGCCACUCAAUCGAUACGAGAAGACUCGCAUCACAACAUUUUUAUGCGAUCUGCUACAGAAGAUAAGGGCGUUCUAGUCUUGCAACUCCGUCACGCUAUGAUGCGUCAGCCGACAUACCAGAAUUGCAUAUAUGCUACUAUUAUGGCGAUUCUGGUGGUAUAGGUAUCUAUACGCUUCAUGGUGAAAAAGGUGUAGUGAGUGACAGAACCUGAAGUUGUGAACCUGUACGUACAACUUUGUCAACAUUUUUAUGUAUCUUCUGUCUAAUUUGGUGUUGUAGAAGAAGAAGUGGAUAUUCGACAGCAGGUUUUCCAGUAUCUUGAUCAUGAACUGGAGUCGAUUUCGCGUGGUAGCAGGACGACUAGCGACACCACGGCUUUAGCAAACAACUCGAAGUCUCUUGCCGACGCUCCUGUGGACAAUGCGCUAGUGAACCACUGUUUGCGCGCGAUCGUCUGCUACGAUUCGGAUAGCAUUUAUUAG